AUGGCGGACUUCCGGAAAUGCUACGUCACGGCUGACUCCCCGUCGGAGUGCAAGCUGCAGGUGGACGACUACCUUGAAUGCCUGCACCACACGAAGGAGCUGGAGCGCGCCCAUGUUCUGCAAGAGCAUCUGAUUAAGCGCCAGGCCGAAGAGUCUCGGCAGGCGCGUGAGGCUGCCAAGAAGGGCGGCCUUGCUGGCCCCCGCUUGGGCCUGAUCGAUUUGGAUGCGGAGCCCAAGGCGGACGCGAAGGAGUCCAAGGCUGAGGCGUAA
Messenger RNA from Malassezia japonica, 270 nucleotides. RefSeq lists its product as uncharacterized. The record is from RefSeq and is a predicted model, not a curated record. Bases 1 to 270 code for a protein of 89 amino acids. NCBI's taxonomy places the organism in Eukaryota, Fungi, Basidiomycota, Malasseziomycetes, Malasseziales, Malasseziaceae. Gene Ontology annotation, biological process: mitochondrial respiratory chain complex I assembly. The transcript has 3 exons.